This is a messenger RNA of Eurytemora carolleeae, 1930 nucleotides long. Its product is annotated as cytoplasmic polyadenylation element-binding protein 1. Gene Ontology annotation, biological process: negative regulation of cytoplasmic translation. Gene Ontology annotation, cellular component: cytoplasm; synapse; nucleus. The record is from RefSeq and is a predicted model, not a curated record. The transcript has 9 exons. The coding region runs from base 170 to 1915 and encodes 581 amino acids. NCBI's taxonomy places the organism in Eukaryota, Metazoa, Arthropoda, Copepoda, Calanoida, Temoridae. Gene Ontology annotation, molecular function: mRNA regulatory element binding translation repressor activity; ribosome binding; translation factor activity, RNA binding.
UAUUAAGCAUGAUAUGAGGGAACAUCGGAGAACUACUUGUUUGGUUAAUUUUUUCUGGUAGAUCUGGUUGCAACAUCGUCAGUGGUGGACAGAGAAUAUCUCUCCUUUAAGCGAUCUUUUGAGUACUGAGUAGAUCGGAUUGAGAACCUAAGAUCAGACCAAAACUAGGAUGCAAGCGUGUGCUUCUACUCCCAAAAAAGACCAGGCGCUGGCCGAGGGAUCUCUUCUGCUGAGGAACCUACUCGGAGUCAGUCCGGUCACCUUGGUCAGAAACCAGGACAAGGGCAUGGAAUCCUUUCGUGAGAGAGAUUCUGGACUUGGAACCUCUUAUCAAUCCUGGCUGGGUGCUUCACAAUCCAUGAACAGAGGAAUUGAACCUUCCCUGCACAGCCUUUUAAGAAUGGAUCCUCCGAGGAUUAGAUCCAACAGUUUCGGAACUUUGGCGGAUUUUCGACGGCCUCUGAUGAGAACAGCUGCUGGAUGCGUUUCUCCCCCGAUUAGUUUCUGUGAUGCUGGACCCUAUCAUAGAUCGGUGUGCAGUGAGUCCGGUAGUCCAACCUUCGAUCAGGCGAUCAUCAUGGGUUGCAGAGGAGGAUCGCCGAACUCCGACGCCGGAUACGGAACCAGCGGAGGCAGCUCUCCGGACUACAACCUCUCUGAGCUAGUCCGAGCGAUGAACCUGAAGUAUGGAAAGGUUGAACCUUCCCCUUCCCACUCUCCACCCCAGGAUAUCAGUACUUCACCAAGAAGCCUCUUCGGCCAAAGGAAUAUGGAGAGUGGACGUGAGCCUCGUCAAGAAAGUCGAAGACCUAAGCUUCCUUCCAUCUCUGAGAUUGACCCCGCUGUAGCCCACGCUGUGAAGAACCUUCACAAUAUCAGCUUUGAGCAGAAUUCUAUCCUCAACAGUUUUCUAUCCACCAGCUCGAUGUCUCCGCACUCCCCGACCUCUGAGCACCAGGUAGGAGCUGCCAGCCUGCUAGCUGACCGCCACCAGGUCAACUCCUUGUUUGCAACCAACCCUUCAGACCCUAGCUCCCUGGACCGGGCUGCAAAGAUGUACAGGAAUGCCGCCUCUCUCUAUGAUGCCAAUUGCACCUGGUCCGGUCAACUUCCACCCAGAUCCAACAAGAAUCCGAUCUUCUCAUGCAAGAUAUUUCUGGGUGGGGUUCCGUGGGAUCUAACUGAGAAUAGUUUAGUACAGGCGUUCAAGCAGUUUGGUCAGAUUCAGAUUGAGUGGCCGGGAAGAGAGUCUUCUCCUUCUCCUCCUAAAGGAUACGUUUACGUGGUUUUCGACCAGGAGAAGAGUGUAAAAGCACUCCUCUCUCACUGUACUCAUGAUUAUUCUAAUGGUGGAAGUUGGUACUACAGAGUAUCCUCUAGAAGAAUGCGCUCUAAAGAGGUUCAGAUAAUUCCUUGGGUCAUCGGAGACUCAAACUACGUCCGUAGUCCGUCCCAGCGUCUUGAUCCACAGAACACUGUGUUCGUCGGCGCGCUGCACGGGAUGCUGAACGCCGAGGGCCUGGCGCACAUCUUUAACGAUCUGUUCGGUGGUGUAGUGUAUGCAGGGAUUGACACUGAUAAGCACAAGUACCCUAUCGGGAGUGGAAGGGUUACAUUCAACAAUACUAAAUCCUACAUGAAGGCCGUGGCUGCAGCAUUUAUCGAGAUCAAGACUCAGAAGUUUAACAAGAAGGUUCAGGUUGACCCAUACCUGGAGGACGCUCUGUGCUCUUCCUGUAGGCUUAAGCAGGGUCCAUAUUUCUGUAGAGACCUCACUUGCUUCAAGUACUUCUGCAGGUUCUGCUGGGAGCUUCAGCACAGUAUAGAGAUAAUUCGGCAUCACAAACCAUUGAUGAGAAACACGCGAACUGGAGGACCACCAGCAACCAGGUUUAUCUUGAUUUUUAUCUUGUAGUUACUCCAUGCUCAG